GACACCUUACCAUCGAGUGGCGACUGGGCCACCAAAACUAAACCCGUUCGCCUUUCCCCAUUGUUUGGUCUUCCCCUUCGUUUCUUGCCGCGUUUCCUCUCCAUCUCCCCAUCGAAGAAUCGGAGAGGAGAUCCAUCAUCCAUGGUUGGAGGAGUUCCCAAGAUGCAGAAGACCUCGCCGCCCACUUACGCCCCCAACCCCGCCUCCUCACCGUCGGCCUGGCCCCAGGCGAUGGAAUCCCCCGCGCCGCCGAUCAGAUCGGCAGCGGCGGCGCCAUCUUCCAGUCCCUCCCCGGCCGCCCGCACCGCCGACCUGGUUUCUCGGUUCAAAGAGCAGGGAAAGGCCCUGAUCGCUGCUCAGCGCCCCUGGCCGCAGCUCCUCAAUACCACCGCCCUCUCCCGUCCCGCCAACGCCGGCGAGGCCGUCGCCCGCCUCCGCCGCAACCUCGCCUACUUCCGCUCUAACUACGCCCUCUUCGCGAUUGCCGCCCUCUCCGCCUCCCUCCUCUGGCACCCCGCCUCCCUGGUCGCCUUCGUCGCCCUCGUCGCCGCCUGGUUCCUCCUCUACUUUUCCCGCGACCAGCCGCUCGUCCUCUUUGGGCGCCUGAUUGACGACGGGACUGUCCUUGGAGCCCUCUCCGUAGCCACGGUCGUCGCCCUACUGUUUUCCGACGUGGGAUCGACUGUCUUCGGAGCCAUCAUGGUGGGGGCGGCGCUCGUCUGCUUGCACGCGGUGUUCAGGGCAACGGAUGAUCUGUUUCUCGAUGAAGCAGAGGUUGCAAACGGCGGAUUGGCUGUCCCUGCGUUUGGGAUUCCAGUGCAGCCGCAGGCCUAUGUUCGGAUUGUGUGAUCGUGCUUGCUUGGAAUUGGGGCAUUCUCGGAUACCAUUGUGCUGUUUCAAGAUGAUAUUGCUGAUUGUUCGUGUUGAUUGCUUGGUUUGUUGUGACUGAUACUGUGGCCCUGCACUGCUUCAUCUCUGGAGCUGUCUCUGCCAGAGCGCAUAGGUAUAUGAUUGCUUUCUUCUGUUAUAUCUUUCUACCUUUUAUGGUCCUGUGGAUGCAUUGUUGUGGAUCAUUUUGUGUGGCAUUUAUAUGGUGAUGACAUUGUUAUUAGUCAGAUAGAUAUCAAACAUUAAAGCUUACUGUUUGCCUUUUUUCA
Messenger RNA from Musa acuminata AAA Group (dessert banana), 1157 nucleotides. RefSeq names its product PRA1 family protein F2. Lineage: Eukaryota; Viridiplantae; Streptophyta; Magnoliopsida; Zingiberales; Musaceae. The transcript has a single exon. Bases 142 to 849 code for a protein of 235 amino acids. Gene Ontology annotation, biological process: vesicle-mediated transport. The record is from RefSeq and is a predicted model, not a curated record. Gene Ontology annotation, cellular component: Golgi apparatus; endoplasmic reticulum.